AGCUUCUCUUAUAUAGUGACAUUCAGUGUUGGUUCUUCCGCCUGGUUACAUGCAUUUACACUUGUUUGACUGCAGUUCACAUUAUUAAUGGCGUGUCCUGUAAAUCACACAGCAGAGCUGAACCCAGCCCUGCUCCCUCUAGACUGGCUUCUGGGCACCUGGGAGUCAGAUGAGCCUGGGGAGGGCUGCUUUCCCACCAUAAAUCCUUUCCGUUACACAGAGACACUGCACUUCAGUCAUGUGGGACAACCAGUUAUCAACUUCAUGUUCAAUGCCUUCCAUGCAGAGUCUAAAAAGCCUCUGCACAGGGAGUGUGGUUUCAUUCGAAUGCAGCCGGGAACCAACAAAGUGGCAUUCAUCAUCGCACAAAACUCAGGUCUGGUGGAGAUUGAGGAGGGGGAGCUGACAGGUCAGCAGCUGAACCUGCAGACACACGCUCUGGCCAGAAUUUCUUUUGCCAAGGAGCCACACGUACAGCAGAUUUCCAGAGUGUUUCAGCUCCGACCGGAUGGAAGGCUGGAGCAGACAGUUUCCAUGGCAACAGACAACCAGCCUCUGAUGCAGCACUUGCACAUCACCUACCGUCGGUCAUCGUGACCCAACAAGCAGACAGGGCUUCUUAUACAUAGAAAUACCUUAGUCUGGAAUGACAAAUGUUUCUAAAAAAAAAUACAGGCUCAGUCAAUAUUCACAGCUGAGUCAGAUAAACCAUAUAAACAAGUCUACUGUUACACAAUUAUAUAAUUCUGUAAUGUGGUACGGGUACGUGGAAUGUGGUAAAGGAGUUAUGGUGUCAGAUCAGCGUACCUGUUAAAUUAAAAUAAUUCAACUUAAACCUAACCAUCAAUGGUAAAUUUACAUUACAUACAGGAUUAACAGGGCAUUGAUGAAGCCCUACAGUGGGGUUAAUGUUACAGUCAAAUUCAAAAAUCAUAUAAACAAAUAUAUUGUUGCAUUUCCAUUAAGUUGUUACACUUAACAGCCUCACUUGUGAGCCAUUAUCAUACUCAGAGAAUUGGUGCUUGUGUAAUGUUUUUUUUAUUGUCCAAACGUUUGAUAUUUGAGCUAUAAAACACUGAUGAUAUAUAUUCAGUACAUUGUCCUUUUAUCCUCAUUGCACUAUUAAAAGCUAAAGUAACUGAUGUCCUCCUGGAGUCAACACACUGUGUUCUGAGUGUCGUUUUGUUUUUUACCAUGAGAUUAAUAGAUACGAAGAUUUAUUUGUAGACUGGAUGGCAUUGAAUUUAAAGUUAUGGUCUCAGCUAGUAAAUAUAACCGUUUAAGAGAGUUUCAUGUGUGUCAUGGUAUUCAAGUUAUGUCUUUAAGUGGACAGAUUCUGCAGCAUAGCUGUUCCGAUACUGACUACAUUAAAAUAUCACAAUAUUGUCACACAUUAUUUGUACUUAUUAUUAAUAAAUUAUGUUCUUACAUCUU
Messenger RNA from Toxotes jaculatrix (banded archerfish), 1434 nucleotides. It is a transcript of the gene thap4, whose product is annotated as THAP domain containing 4. Bases 88 to 597 code for a protein of 169 amino acids. The record is from RefSeq and is a predicted model, not a curated record. The transcript is spliced from 5 exons. Lineage: Eukaryota; Metazoa; Chordata; Actinopteri; Toxotidae.